This is a messenger RNA of Caenorhabditis bovis, 1026 nucleotides long. The record is from the annotation of a GenBank genome assembly. NCBI's taxonomy places the organism in Eukaryota, Metazoa, Nematoda, Chromadorea, Rhabditida, Rhabditidae.
AUGUUAUCAGAUGAUGCCAACGAUAUAACAAUAUACUUGAUGUAUUUUUGUGGAGGGUGGAUUAUUUUUUGGUGCAUCUUAACUAUUCUUGUCAACAUUUGCCAUGGAAAUAAAGGUCAACAUCGAUUCAUACAUUUUUAUGAAGAACUUGCGAUCAUUUUGGUGGCAGUUUGUACGUGCAUUUUGAAUUUUGCGUUUGCAAGAAAAACGAAGCCUUGUAAAAUUAUUGCAAUUCUAAUUCAAUUUUUUAUGACCCUUGCUUGCGCCAUCUUUUUCAUGGAAUCAAUUUUUGCUUCAUCAAUGGUACAUGGAAAAUCGGAUAAGAAUGGAUCACUUCAUUGGAUUUUCAAUCUGGUUAUCCCAAUUAUUUUGGCAGUAAUUCCAACACUUGCCACAUUUUUUGCUGAUGAUACUUACUACGGAAACUCGGGAAUACAUUGUUUCGUUGUUUCAACAGUUGAUACGGUAUGGGGAUAUAUUAUCCCGUUAUGGGUGAUUCUGGCAUUUUGUGCAUUAAAAGCCCAAUUGGCGUGUAUUGCUUGUGACAAACAACAAGAUUCGCAGGAUGAGAAACAAUGUUAUUGGGGAAGACGAUCAGUAAAAUCUUUGGUGUUGAUUUCAUAUUUUCUAUUCUCCAUUUGGCUAAUGAUUCUAUAUUCAGCUGAACAUCAGAGAAUGUUCCUAUUUGUUAUUACAACCGUUCUCGUUUUAAUUUUCGGUCCAACGCUUUUCAUCAUUCAUACGUAUUGUCAUAUGAAUACGUGUCAGAAGUGGUCUGGAAGCGGCUGUUUCAGUUCAUUAUAUGCAAUGUGUCCUCCUAGAAAGAUUCCAGAGCCUCAAAAAGAGCCGAAUGAGUCUUUGCAUAAUUCUUUCGAAAAUGAAGACCCGCCAAAAUCAGACGAAUUGGAGGAUGUGGAACCAGAAAAUGAUCAACCUAAGGAGAAACUUGCUUCUCCGAAAAUACCAAAGCAAAACUAUGCUGCUGAGUCAUCAGAGAAUAUCAUUCCGGUUCGAACAUCGUUUUAG